This is a messenger RNA of Gregarina niphandrodes, 1602 nucleotides long. RefSeq names its product transporter ATP-binding cassette domain protein. The coding region runs from base 1 to 1602 and encodes 533 amino acids. The transcript has a single exon. NCBI's taxonomy places the organism in Eukaryota, Apicomplexa, Conoidasida, Eugregarinorida, Gregarinidae. The record is from RefSeq and is a predicted model, not a curated record. Gene Ontology annotation, biological process: transmembrane transport. Gene Ontology annotation, molecular function: ATP hydrolysis activity; ABC-type transporter activity; ATP binding. Gene Ontology annotation, cellular component: membrane.
AUGUUAUCGAACUCAUACUAUAUUACGGAGUUGCUUCGAGUGAGAGUUGUGGAGUCAUUUCUGCAUCAAGAAAUAGGUUUCUUUGACAACACCAAGAAGGCCGGAGGGGCUUACCUGGCAGACGUUGUAGCAGCAGAUCCUAAGUUGGUUGCAACGAAUGUGUGUAAUAAUAUGGUGAUAAUUAUUAGUACCAUUUCCGCGUUGACAGCCGCACUCAUUGUUGGAUUUAUUGCAAGUCCGAAGCUGGCAGGAGUGGCCAUCGCCACAUUCGUGUUCAUGGCUCCAGGAGCAGUGUUAGAAUCUCAGGUGACUAUGAGUGGAGACAGCAGCUCGCUAUCGGAGGAAGACAUUGCACGUGGUGAAGUGGACGUGGAUACGACGGCUUACAUAUUAUUGGAGUCUAUGCAGAACAUUAAGACAGUACAAGCAUAUUCUCUUCAGGAACUAAUGUUGGACCGUUACUGCAAGUUGUUGCAUGAAGAGAUGAUUCAAGGAUACAAGCGGGGCGCAGUCACAGGUGCUGCCUGGGGAUUAAGCCAGUUCCUCCAGUUCGCAUGUCAAGCCGUACUCAUGUGGUAUGGUGCCCGUCUUGUUUCCAACGGUGAGUUGGACACCUCCGGUAUGAUGCGCGGUUCGCUGUCGUUGAUGAUGGCCGCCAUGUCUCUGGGAAUGAACGCCAUGUUUGCGGGAGACUACGGAGCGGCCAAGAAAGCGGCUUCACGACUGUACGAGCUCAUGGACAGAUCUUCCCGUGUAGAUUCCCGAGAUGCAAGCGGACAACAUAUUCUGGCACUCAAGGACUCCAUCGACUUAGAAGGCAUCCACUUCCGAUACCCCAUGCGCAUUGACCAGCCCGUAUACAACGGCGUAUCAUUCUCAAUCAAAAGCGGAGAAACCGUCGCACUCGUAGGCGCCUCUGGGUGCGGAAAAAGCACUGCGAUUCAGUUAAUUCAGCGUUUCUACGUCCUGGAUAAUGACGUCUAUUUCAACGCCGUCGGGAAACCCCUAAAAGGCGAAGCCGGUAGCGGCACAAUUAGGGUAGACAACACGCCAAUCGAUCAACUAAAUGUCCAGGCGUGGCGACGGUGCAUCGGCUUCGUCCAACAGGAACCGGUCUUGUUCACCACCAGCGUUAAAGAGAAUAUUGCUCUGGGACGCUUUGGCGAAGACGUCGAUCAAACCGACAUCGAAAACGCCGCAAAAAUGGCCAACGCUCAUAAUUUCAUUGAGCAAUUUGAAGACAGAUACGACACAAAUGUUGGUAAAAGAGGCGGGCAACUGUCCGGGGGGCAGAAGCAACGAGUCGCAAUCGCCAGAGCCCUGGUUCGAAACCCAUCGGUCCUCAUUUUGGACGAAGCCACCAGCGCCCUCGACGCCGAAUCGGAACGCGUCGUGCAAGCUGCCCUAGACCAGGUCAUCGAACAAGGAGGCCGGACUACCAUCGUCAUUGCUCACAGACUCAGCACCAUUAGGAAGGCCAAUAAGAUCGUCGUCCUACUCAACGACGGAAAUGGAAGCAAAGUCGUCGAAAUGGGCACACAUGAUGAACUCAUCCGCAUUCAAGAUGGAGUGUACUCCAGACUAGCUCAACUUGCCAUGUAG